UUUGGCUAGAGAAAUUCUCACUCUCACUUGCCCGCUCUACUAAACAACAGAGAGAGCUUAAAACAAACUCAGUGUUAAAAGAGAGAGAAAUUUGGGGAAGAAAAUGGCCGAUUGCCCUAAAUUUCGAAUAUGGUCUUCGCUUAUUUUGCUUGUUUUUGCUCGUUUGGCUUCGGAAAUCGCAGCUGAAGAUGGAUUGGUGGCAAACGGCGACUUCGAGACAAUCCCAACUGGCGGGUACCCAAACGACGGAGCAAUAGAAGGGCCCACUACGAUUCCAAGUUGGACAUCAAACGGCACCGUCGAGCUAGUGGAGUCGGGGCAAAAACAAGGUGGGAUGAUCCUCAUCGUACCGGAAGGUAGACACGCAGUGAGAUUAGGGAACGACGCAGAAAUAAGCCAAGAGCUGAAGGUGGAAAAAGGGGCACUGUAUUCUGUGACCUUCAGCGCCGCUCGUACCUGCGCCCAGCUCGAGUCCCUGAACGUAUCGGUUCCACCUGCAUCGCAGACCAUAGAUCUUCAGACAUUGUACAGCGUCCAAGGGUGGGACCCUUACACUUACGCUUUCGAACCCGAGGAUGAAACGGUGCGUUUGGUGUUCCGCAACCCUGGCAUGGAGGAUGACCCCACCUGUGGCCCCAUCAUUGACGAUAUUGCUAUCAAGAAAGUCUUUAUUCCUGAUAGGCCUAAAGACAAUGCGGUGAACAAUGGAGAUUUCGAAUCCGGUCCAUGGAUGUUCAGAAACGGUUCACUGGGCGUGUUAAUUCCGACCAAUCUCGACGAAGAUACGUCGUCCUUGCCAGGUUGGAACGUGGAAUCAAACAGGGCCGUCCGAUACAUCGACUCGUACCAUUUCAGCGUCCCACAAGGCAAACGAGCUAUCGAACUUCUUUCGGGAAAAGAAGGUAUAAUCUCUCAAAUGGUCGAAACGACGCCGGAUAAGCCGUACACCAUGACGUUCUCUCUGGGCCAGGCCGGCGACAAGUGCAAGCAGCCACUGGCCAUAAUGGCGUUCGCCGGAGAUCAGGCUCAGAACUUCCACUACACGCCCGAUUCCAACUCCUCGUUUCAGAGCGUGAACCUCAACUUCACGGCCAAGGCCGACAGAACCAGGAUUGCGUUUUACAGUGUCUAUUACAAUACGAGGACGGAUGAUAUGAGCUCCCUCUGUGGGCCGGUCGUUGACGAUGUUAGGGUUUGGUUUUCUUCCUCUAUCAGAAAUGGGCCUGGAUAUUUGGGUAUGGGAGUUGGGCUUGGCCUUUGGUUAAUUAUGUGGGCCUUGCUUUAGGCCUGGUUUUGAAUUCGGCAGAAUUGUCUUUUUUGCCUAUGUGGAGUUGUGGCAAGAACCACUCUCGACCAAAAUGCCUUAGUUUAUAUUGCGUGCUUUGCUUUAGAAUUUAAUUUUGCUAAGUAAUGUGAGUCCGUAAAUGGUAAUAUAGUCUCUUGCCUUUCUUCCA
Cucurbita maxima (winter squash) is the source of this 1454-nucleotide messenger RNA. RefSeq lists its product as uncharacterized. Gene Ontology annotation, cellular component: plasma membrane. NCBI's taxonomy places the organism in Eukaryota, Viridiplantae, Streptophyta, Magnoliopsida, Cucurbitales, Cucurbitaceae. Bases 104 to 1285 code for a protein of 393 amino acids. The record is from RefSeq and is a predicted model, not a curated record. The transcript is spliced from 3 exons.